UGCACAGCCAGUGCAUUGUGUAUAAUAUAGAGUGAGUUUUAUGGAGGCAAUAUAAGUCUACAUAUUGAAAGCUCAGAAAUCUGAUAAAGUGGAGGAUGAAGAAUUGAAGAACACUGUACAUUCAAAGCACUGUAUUUAGCCGCUAGCUGCUAGAAAGAGUUUAAUUCAGACAUAUACUUCUACAUAACCAAGAUCAACUUAGAUGAUGCAGGCAGUUGUAUUCACCGCAGCUACAGGUGCUCCUGAGCUACAAGAUGUUCCUAUACCUGAACCCAGUCCAGGAGAGGCCCUUGUACGAGUCAUUCGUGCAGGUAUAUGCAACACUGAUCUAGAGAUUUUCAAAGGAUAUGCAGGUUACGAAGGCAUAGUAGGCCAUGAAUUUGUGGGUGUCGUUGCUAAAUUAAAUGGCCCAUCUGAAUCCGAGAGGCAUGAAAUCAAUGUUGGUCAGCGUGUUGCAGGAGAGAUUAACCUGAGGUGUAACAAGUGUGAGUUAUGUAACGGGACUGACAAUGCCAGGAAAAGGAAUCACUGCCCAGAGAGAACUGUCAUGGGGAUAUUGAACAAAAGUGGAACAUAUGCGGAGUAUCUCACUCUCCCUGUUCAGAAUCUCUUCCCAAUACCAGAGGGUGUUACUGAUCAACAAGCAUGCUUUGUUGAGCCACUAGCUGCUGCCUGUCGCAUUGUUGAACAGAGCCUGGUAGGUAAAGGAUCCAAUGUUGCGAUUGUUGGAGAUGGUAAACUAGGUCUCCUUAUAGCUGAGGUUCUAUCGCAACAGGAUUGCAGCAUCACCAUAUUUGGGCGUCAUUGGGAUAAAAUGAACUUAUGCCCAGAUAAAAUCACAAAAGUCUUCAGUGAUAAAUCUGACGAACUAACCAAAAAGUAUACAGAUCAUUUUGAUGUUUGUGUGGAGGUAACUGGCAACAUGGGAGGUCUCAUGUUCACCUCCGCUAUAACACGUCCACUUGGGACGGUUGUCCUUAAAACAACAUGCGCUUCUGGAGGAUUUGAAUUUAACACAUCCCCAUUUGUGGUGAAGGAGAUUAAAUUGAUAGGAUCAAGAUGUGGACCAUUUGAUGAGGCUAUUACCCUACUAAAGGAGAGAAACAUCAAUGUUGAUAAACUUGUUACAAAGAUUUAUCCAUUUACUGAUGCCUUGGAAGGUAUUAAACAUGCUGGAAUUAAAGGGACAUUGAAAAUACAGCUAUGUAUGGGAUAAUAAAUAUGGAUUUACUAUAUAUAAAUGGAACAAUAAUAAAAACGUCAAUAGAAAUGUCAUUCAGUAAAACAUAUACAAGGUGAAUGGUUCUGGGUCAUUGUACCAUUUAAAAAUUUGGAUUUAUGAGUUAAAACGUUUCACAUUUUGAAGCAUUCAUAGAUUUAACUCCUACAAACAUAUUAUUGUUAAUACUGAGACUUCAAUCCAAAGCAUCAUCCAAAACUGAUGUGAUACAAAACUCUAAUAUGUCUAAUGGCUGAUAGUUGCUAAAUUAUCCAGUUGAUUAUUAUAGCUUAUGGCAUAUGUUGAGCACCCCACACACUGAUCUACUAAUCCUAUUUGUAGUAUCUUAUAUUUUUAAUGAACCAUAUUUAUUUAUAAAUAUGUGCAUCAGACAAGUUGUAUUUUACAUUUAGCUGUUAUAAAAUCCAUUUGAUCGCUAUUUUUAGUGAACUUGGUCAUACACGUUAUCUAUUUUGUAACUAGGUCACUUUAUAUAUUUUGUAACCACCUUGUAAAGUAUCUUUUAAAGUUAGA
Messenger RNA from Owenia fusiformis, 1753 nucleotides. The record is from the annotation of a GenBank genome assembly. Lineage: Eukaryota; Metazoa; Annelida; Polychaeta; Sabellida; Oweniidae.